This is a messenger RNA of Aureobasidium uvarum, 1101 nucleotides long. Lineage: Eukaryota; Fungi; Ascomycota; Dothideomycetes; Dothideales; Saccotheciaceae. The record is from the annotation of a GenBank genome assembly.
AUGUCGGCAGCCCAGCGCAUGCCUGUCCUAGGAGGCACUCUUGCCAUUGGAGUCACUGGUGCCGCUAUGGCUCUGAUACCUUCUUUCCGCGAGGCCGUGACUCGCUACUUGGGCAUCUCAGCCCCUGGCGGUGUUUGGCGUAUCCUGGCCAUCUUCUUUGCAUUGCUGAGUGUUAAGAGUCUGCCCUUUGUCUGGCAUUUCCGCGUCUUCAAAAACCUCAUCUGGCACCUCUACCUCCAACCCACCCACCUCAAACAAUCCCACCUCUUCGCUCCCAUAAUCACAACCUCGCACAACUCCAUCUCCGAAUGCGACUACAACUUCCACAAGAGCAACUCGACCUACUUUGCCGACCUCGACGUCAGCAGAGCAGCCUUUGUCGGAGUCUUACUCAAGAAGUCCCUCGCUCGCUUGAAUGGUGGAGAUCUCACCGGUCUGCCCGAAGAAGCAAAGAAAGUCAAGGGCACAUAUAUCGUAGCCCUGGGAGGCGUAGGCUGCGUAUUCAGAAAAGAAAUCAAGCCACUCGAGAGAUUCGAAGUAUGGACCAGACUCCUCUCCUGGGACGACAAAUGGAUCUACAUUGUCAGCCACAUUGUCAAGCGCGGCGCAAAGAAACCCUCAAACUACUUCUUGCAAUCAUGGAGAAACGGAAAAGCCGGCAAGGGCAANAAGAGCAAGGCAGACGGAGAAGACAAGAUCAAGAGCAUCUACGCAACCAGUCUUGCCAAAUACGUCGUCAAAAAGGGAAGAUUGACAAUCGCUCCCGAGAUCGUGCUCAGAAGAUCAGACCUCUUGCCGGAACGACCUGCCAAUGCGCCUGCCGCUCCCACCGUCUCAGAUACACCAACCUCCGAAGGAGAAAAACCAUACAUGUCGAGUCCCGAGAACCUCGUAGCGCAAGUGAUGGGCCAGCUACGUUCAGAAAACAUGUUCGACAAGGAAAAAGAAGCCAAAGAGGGAGAAAUGACUUGGAAAGAGGUGGAAGCAAAGAGACUCAGAGGACUGGAGAUUGCUCAGCACUUUGAUGGGCUCACUGCCUUGCAUGGAGAGUGGAAUGCUGAUGAUAAUGUCAUUGGCGAAUAUGGAGACUUCUUCUGGUAG